This is a messenger RNA of Gloeophyllum trabeum ATCC 11539, 393 nucleotides long. RefSeq names its product H2A_NEUCR histone H2A. The record is from RefSeq and is a predicted model, not a curated record. Gene Ontology annotation, cellular component: nucleosome. Lineage: Eukaryota; Fungi; Basidiomycota; Agaricomycetes; Gloeophyllales; Gloeophyllaceae. The annotation marks the transcript as partial. Gene Ontology annotation, molecular function: DNA binding; protein heterodimerization activity; structural constituent of chromatin. The transcript is spliced from 3 exons.
UCCUCCGGAAAGGCCGGGUCCGACCCCAGCAAGACCAUGUCGCGGUCUGCGAAGGCCGGUCUCCAGUUCCCCGUCGGUCGUAUCCACCGUCUGUUGAAGAAGGGCAACUAUGCUCAGCGUGUUGGUGCCGGUGCUCCUGUCUACCUUGCUGCUGUAUUGGAGUACCUCGCCGCUGAGAUCCUCGAAUUGGCCGGCAACGCUGCUCGCGAUAACAAGAAGCAACGUAUAGUCCCCCGUCAUCUCCAACUAGCCAUCCGCAACGACGAAGAGUUACAUAAACUGCUCGGCAACGUUGUCAUCAGUCAGGGUGGUGUCGUGCCAUUCAUUCAACCCGAACUGCUUCCUUCAAAAUCCAGUAAGGGCAAGAAGGAGGGUGCCUCGCAAGAGGUGUAG